Messenger RNA from Macroventuria anomochaeta, 1560 nucleotides. RefSeq lists its product as uncharacterized. Bases 1 to 1560 code for a protein of 519 amino acids. NCBI's taxonomy places the organism in Eukaryota, Fungi, Ascomycota, Dothideomycetes, Pleosporales, Didymellaceae. The transcript has a single exon. The record is from RefSeq and is a predicted model, not a curated record.
AUGAUUGCUCUUUCCCUCUGCUUGGGUCUCAACCUCCUCGGAUCGCUCGAAAACUAUGCCGGUAUUCUUCGUUGGUCUUUGCUGAGUCGGCGAUAUGUGUCCUUGGAGACAUUCGAUCUUAUUCUCGGCCUAGAGAAACUGAGCAAUGUUGUCAAACUGAUGGUCAUCUCUCUGCCUUUGGUCCGGCGUUGGAAAUAUCUGCAAAGAUUUGGUUGGUUCAAAGUUGUGCGGCAAGAUGGUUCCAGAUGGACGUGGCUCGUAUGUCUGAUUUGGCUGGGCAUCAACAUUGGCUCGCAGGUGCUCAUUGCCCUCUCGAGUCUCUUCUAUCCAAUGGACGCAUCUAUAUCUCCGCUACUCACUCACGGCAGUGUUGUCAUUGCAGACCUAACGCGAUGGCAGCCCGUUGAGGACCCGGAGACUAAGCAAUCUCUGGACUUUGAGAAGGCAUGGAUGCUCGGCAUGGAGGCCAUUGCUUAUACUGACUAUAUGCCCAAUGACACACAGAAAGAUCUCUCCAUCCUCUCAGGUACACCGCUGUACAAAUAUGAGGACUCCUACGGAUAUCGCUUCUUCAAUCGUAACCCUAUCCACCAGUAUUCUGAUUAUUUCCUCAGCAAUCGCAUCAUAUACGCUAGGGCGACAUGUGACGAGCUCGACGUAAAGGAAGGGAUUGUAGAUGAUGACAGCACCUUCAGUAUCGAGGGGAAACUACCCACCGCAACAAACUGGACCAAGUAUUAUCUGCCCGAGUACGCUGGUGGAGCCCUCACUUGGAUGGCUUCUGUACCGGAGUAUUGUGGUGCACGCUGCACAAACUUCACUGUUGUGCAGCCAGCACUAAAGAGCUACAACAUCACUGAAACAUCACUCUUUCUUUGCAACAGUACCGUUUCCAUGGUGGAAUGGGGUGUUGACGGGCCCGACAUCGGGAUAGGCAAUGAUACGGAUGCAUUUGCCGCUUUUGGCAGCGAUGACUGGGCGCGCACAGCUUCAGGAUCCAUAGGCUGGACAGGCAUACCGACAAUAGGCUGGGAGGACAUACAAUGGCGAACCUACACACAGGGCUCCAAGUGGUCUCCUGUGAGCGUCAUGAACGAGUCCUCAGUAGCCGAUAUACUGAUGCGCUUUACCAUUGGCGCAAUCGCUGCAUUUGACGACCACGGCGUCCGGCACAAUAUCACGGGCACUGUCCCAGCACAAGGCCAGCAGCUCAACGUCGAUUGGUCUUACAUGCUAAGCAUAUUGGGCGGGAUUUGCUUCAUGCAAUUUGCUGCAUUCUGCUGCCUAGUACUGUUCGCGAACCGCACAAUCAUCAGAGACGAAAGUUACUUCAGUAUGGCGAUGCUGUUGAGUCCCGUCAUUGGCCGCAUCGGCAAGGACAGCGGAAGAAUGAACAUGAGUGGAGAUGAAAUCAAGCAAGACACCAAGCUCCGAUAUGAGAAGAUCCAGUACAGUUACCGUGAGGGCAAGGAUGGUGGUCCGCAUCAAGUAGAUAUCCUCUUUUACGGAAGAGACAGCAGAGAGAGCAGGAAAAGUUGGGCUGCGGGUAUAUACAGCUGA